Messenger RNA from Fonsecaea erecta, 1239 nucleotides. RefSeq lists its product as hypothetical. NCBI's taxonomy places the organism in Eukaryota, Fungi, Ascomycota, Eurotiomycetes, Chaetothyriales, Herpotrichiellaceae. The record is from RefSeq and is a predicted model, not a curated record. Bases 1 to 1239 code for a protein of 412 amino acids. The transcript has a single exon.
AUGGCUUCAGUCACAAUCCCCGUACCACUUCUCUCCCCAGUCUCGGCGGCAGCGGCAGCAGCCCGGCGCACAGGCCCGCGACCAGAGUCGUGGACCAUUCCGCCCGUGGACAUCAACGAAACAUUUAUCCGCAAGCUGGCGAUCCUGAUCCUCAGCCUGGUUGACCCCUUCGACGCCUUCUACAUCCGCUGGACCGCGGACAACAUUCGCGCCGUGCUGUGCUCCUCGGACAACGAGAUCGUGCCCUGGCUCACAUGGAUCAACCGCGCCUCCUACCAGAGUACCAACCCCCUGCCCCGAGUGCCCAAGAACCUUGAUCGUCUCAUCUUCACGCUCCUGCCGGCCGCACGCAUCUCGGCUACCACCAGCACCUUCAAUAGCUCUGCGAAGAUCGCCGAGACCCUGACCCUGAUCGGCCUGCCCACGCCCAAGGAGAAGGUCCUGGCCCUGCAGCACUGCCUGCGCAACGCCCUGGACUACAAGAAGCUGCCACGCAGUCGAGAUCCACUCCCCCGCAGCGUCCUGGGCGUGUCGGGCCUCCAUCGCCGGAUGACCGCUUUGGAGCAGCAGAUCGGCGACCAAAAUCCCCCCCUGGACACCCGCUUCACCGUCAUCCUCGCCCUCAGCCAGGACUACGCCUGGCCGCAGACCGUCAAGACCCUUGCCGUCACGGGGGAACUAGACCACCUUCAGAUGGCCGCCUUGCAACAACUCCACACCGUGCGCAGCCCCGUCCUCGCCAUCGCCCUCGUGGUCGUGGUGCUACUCACCCCCCCCUUUGAAACCCAGCUGGAGGUGCCCCAUCCGGGGUUCCCCUUCGAGGCCGAGAUGAGGGACAACUUCUUCUUAGGCCUGAACGCGCUCCAGACCCAGCACGGGCUGCAGAAUUUCGCCCAGAGCCUGACCCCAGCCAUGGCCAACGUGCCGGAUGUCCAGCAGUGCGACAUGCCCCAGUGGAGCCAGUACUGGGACACCACGUUGCCUUACCUCAGCAGCGCUCGCCCCUCGUCCGACUCGUCGUAUCACAGCGCCAAACAAUCACAGCGACAACAACAAGACAAUAACAGUGAGAAGCCCGCCCGGAGCCUUGGACGGGGGCUGCAGGUCACCGGCCGCCGUGGGCUCCUCAGUCACAAACUGUCCAUGCCGUCGCUGCACCAGAAGAUCUCCCUCCCGUCCCUGCGCCCCUUCAUGUUGCACAACCGGUCCAAGACCAAGCUGCCUCUCAUCCCGAAAUGA